AUGGAUUUUUUUACUAGUAGAGAUAGUGAAGAUGACGAGGAUGAGGCAACUGUCAGUGCCUUACAGGGUUUGAUAUGUCCCCUGCAAGCAGCAAUGAUGCCAGUACCAACUGAAGCAGCUUCAAUUGCUGACUCCUCUAGCUUGGAUAUCAGUGUUAAGAGCGACACUCAGAGUAUACAGGAGGAACAGCAGGAGGAGGAGGAGGAGGCAGGUGCAGAGACAGGUGAAAUUCUUGAAAUGGAAAUGGAUAAAAUAUCUGAUAAAGCCCAUAAAAUGGAAUGCAGUCAUCUUGAGGGAGAUAUAAAACUGAUAAAAGUGCCUGAUAAUAGCGAACAAGAAAAACAUGUAUUAUUUGAAGGUGAUAGUAAACUGGAUCAGCUUAUGCAAUCUGAUGAGAUGGAUUAUGUUGACAGCCAACCUGUGGAGUUAGGUGCAAUUGUUGUGGAGACUGCAAUGACUGAGGAUGAUGGAGAUAGUGAUACUAGCACUGAACCCACUGAGGAUUCCAUGGCAACAGAUCAAAGUGAAACUGGACUUUUUACACUGAUGAAAAAGGCAAAAAAAAUGGAAAGGAAGAUAGAAGAUUCUGACAGUUCUGAUUCUGACUUGAGAGAUUCGAGUGAUGAGUCCUGUGAGCAUAGCCAAAUUGUGCCUUCAGAUGAAAUUGAGCAAUCACAUAUUGAAGAUAAGGUAGAGGAUGUAAAAAGUGAUUCUACGACUAAUACCAAUGAUUCAUUUAUGACACAGGCUCGUAAAGAAGCACGCAGAAAUUGGUGGACGGCACUUAAGUCGCAUUCAAAGGAACAAAAGUUUGAGUCUGAGAGGAUGGUGACUCCAAUCCCAGAUACAACAGCCACAUCUCGUUUUUCAGGUGUUGUAUGGGCAAAAAUGAAGAAUGAUGGUGAUGUGCAUAGCACCAAAACUGGUGGGAAGUUGAUAAUGAUGAUGACGAAAGGAUGGUUUAACGCGAGAACUAAUGGUUGUAACUUUGGAAAACACAAAUAA
This is a messenger RNA of Saccoglossus kowalevskii, 1005 nucleotides long. RefSeq names its product dentin sialophosphoprotein-like. The record is from RefSeq and is a predicted model, not a curated record. Lineage: Eukaryota; Metazoa; Hemichordata; Enteropneusta; Harrimaniidae.